AUGAUCGUGUCGAUGGGAGCCCUGUUGCCUGGUGUUGGAUGCUAUUUCUGUAUCGCCUAUACCUACGUCUUUCAAUUUGAUGUUAUCGCCAACUUUUCCCAGAGUGAUCAAUGCCCAGGCGUUCAAUCAAUGCUCCCACCUGUCUCGUAUGCUAUCGGAGUUUGGGAACCUCAACGUUACUUUUGGCUGUUUAUCAUGUUUUUACACUGCCCACCAAGAAUUUUCUUCCUCAUUUUAUAUCGACGGGCAUUUCGUAAUGCUGCUCCGAAAUCCGCAUGCUAUCGUCGAGUAAUUUAUUUCUACACAAAAACGAUGUGGUCUGAAUUGGUUGGUCUAAUUGCAGUCAGCGUCCUCGACAUCAAAUGCAAUUUUGUGAUCCAUGCAAUCGCCUACUCGCUCUGGAUCAUCUCAUUCAACUUCAAUAUGCUCUUCAACACAAUUCUUCACCAUUAUGGAGGAAUCCGUGAGACAUCGCAAAAGGUAUUCUUCAGUUUCUUAUUUGCUCUUUGA
Molecule: messenger RNA, 510 nt
Organism: Haemonchus placei
Lineage: Eukaryota; Metazoa; Nematoda; Chromadorea; Rhabditida; Trichostrongylidae
Source: the annotation of a GenBank genome assembly